Messenger RNA from Glarea lozoyensis ATCC 20868, 1422 nucleotides. RefSeq names its product nitrosoguanidine resistance protein SNG1. Gene Ontology annotation, cellular component: membrane. The record is from RefSeq and is a predicted model, not a curated record. Bases 1 to 1422 code for a protein of 473 amino acids. The transcript has 2 exons. Lineage: Eukaryota; Fungi; Ascomycota; Leotiomycetes; Helotiales; Helotiaceae.
AUGGCACGCCUACGCUGGAACGAUCCAUUCUGGAAUGGCAAACGGAAACCCUUCAUAAUUGGGGUAAUUUCAUCAUCUUUUCUCGUCAUCAUGCUGUUCUUCAUCGUCACGUCUUAUCUCUACGGUUCCAUCUGGAGGGAUACUUAUCGAACGAGUCAUUUGAAUAUUUUGGCCGUUGACUAUGAUGGGGGGGUCAUAGGACAGUCCUUGUCAGCUGGGUACUCUGCACUGAAAGGCGAGAGAUUUCCGACCUUACACUUCCGUUCUGCUGAGGAAUUUGGCACUGUCGAGGAUAUCCGGAAUGCGGUGUGUAGAGGAGAUUACUGGGCGGCGAUAUUUGCGCAAGAUGGUGCUUCCGAUCGAUUGUCAGCUGCUCUUGGAGGUGGAAAUGCUGCUGCUGAAUACAAUUCGAGCAACACUUUGACAUAUGUUUACAACGAAGCUCACUACCCGACUGUACAAUUGGGCUACAUUCUUUCGAACAUGCAAACACUAAUCGGAGCUGCCCAGACCAUAUAUGGCUCACUCAACGGCACCGGAGCUGCCCAAUCUCUGAACACCAACGACCAGAAUGCCGUACUGGCCCUCCUCAAUCCCAUUUCGGCAUCGUCAAUAAACAUAAAGCCGACACCGCAAGGAACCAAAGUUCUAUACAACACCGUAACCCUCAUCCUACCAAUUAUCCAGCAAUUCUUUUUCCUCAUGGCACUAAACGGCAUCUCGAACUCAUUCAACAUAUACGGGUAUCUCUCCAGUAUCCAAGUUGGUCUUAUCCGGAUGGUCGUUGCUAUCACUUACACCUUCCUCGCCUCCUUGUCCCUGGUCGGAUACAUAUGGGCAUUCAAAGAGAACUGGGAUGUAUCAGGUGGUCAAUUUAUGCUCACUUGGAUGGCGAUGUGGUUAUACAUGCACGUCAAUUUCGUGGUUCUCGACGCAGCAACAGCGUUUGUGCCUUUGGCGUAUCUGACCUUUUUCGUUUUGCCCUGGGCCAUCGCCAACAUCACAUCCACUCUCUUCCCCUUCGAGCUGAAUCCCGGAUUCUACAAACUCGGGUAUGCACUCCCAGGGUAUCAGAUCGUGAGCAUAUUAUUCCAGAUCUGGUCGGGAGGUUGCAACAACCAGCUUUCGAGGUCUCUGCCUGUCCUGUUUGCGUGGGAAAUUGUGGGUUUGUUCGCCGCUGUGUGGGGAGUAGCUCGCCGUAAUAGAGCGGCUCGGGCAGAGGUUUUGAAGGGGGCAGAGGAGCAGCAACAACCUCGGUCUUCUUCAACUGGUUCAAAUGAGAUUCAGGAAAAGCCGAAGGACAUUCAAGACAAGCCCGAUCCGAACUUUGACGACCGGCGCCACGACGUGGAACGACGGCACACAGGACCUCCAGGAUUGCCAAUGCCGCUUCAGGGGAUUUACACACAGGUGCAAGAUUGA